Molecule: messenger RNA, 941 nt
Organism: Toxotes jaculatrix (banded archerfish)
Lineage: Eukaryota; Metazoa; Chordata; Actinopteri; Toxotidae
Gene: gstz1
Product: glutathione S-transferase zeta 1
Exons: 9
Coding region: 225-875 (216 amino acids)
Biological process (GO): glutathione metabolic process; L-phenylalanine catabolic process
Cellular component (GO): mitochondrion; cytoplasm
Molecular function (GO): glutathione transferase activity; maleylacetoacetate isomerase activity
Source: RefSeq, a predicted model, not a curated record
CUGUUAGCUGUUUGCUAAGUGAGUGAAUGUGUGUCUGUGUGUGCUGCAGGUCGCUAAUGUGAACCAUAUGAAACCCCAAAUGUUGCUAAGUCAUGGACCAAAGAGUAGGUAGGAGGGAGUUAAGGAGGACAUCCUAUUGGAGGAUUGGAGGAUGGUGAGAAUGUGGACAACUUUGCAGAAAAACUGCUUGCAAUAGUCUGUGUGAAAACUAGAGUCAGAGAGCCAUGGCAACCCAAACCAAGCCUGUUCUUCAUGGGUACUUCAGAAGCUCCUGCUCCUGGAGGGUCCGCAUUGCUUUUGCUCUUAAAGGUAUUGAAUAUGACCAGGUUCCAGUCAAUCUAAUCAAAGAUGGAGGUCAGCAGCUGACGAAAGAGUACAAAACAUUAAAUCCCAUGCAACAAGUGCCUGCAGUGGAGAUUGAUGGCAUCACUCUUUCUCAGUCACUGGCAGUGAUCCAGUACAUUGACGAGACCAGGCCGGCACCUCGGCUUCUUCCAGCAGACCCGAAGAAACGUGCCCAGGUUCGAAUGAUAAGUGACCUCAUUGCCUCUGGGAUACAGCCUCUGCAGAAUUUGUACGUGAUCCAGAAAAUAGGAGCAGAGAAGGUGCAGUGGGCUCAGCACUUCAUUGAUCGUGGUUUCCAAGCUCUUGAACCCCUUUUGAAGCAAACUGCGGGAAAAUACUGUGUAGGUGACGAGAUAUCCAUGGCUGACGUCUGUUUGGUUCCACAAGUCUACAAUGCAGAGAGGUUCAAAGUGGAUGUUGGGCAGUAUCCAACUAUCAAAAGGUUAAAUCAAACCUUACUUGAGAUUGAGGCUUUCAAAGUGAGCCACCCGUCUUGCCAACCAGACACACCUGCAGAUCUGCGUGCAUAAAACAGCUCGGCAGCUACACAAACAUACAUAUUUUUACAUUCUUAAAUAAAAGGCUUUGGAAAAUAA